Encephalitozoon romaleae SJ-2008 is the source of this 660-nucleotide messenger RNA. RefSeq lists its product as hypothetical. The transcript has a single exon. NCBI's taxonomy places the organism in Eukaryota, Fungi, Microsporidia, Unikaryonidae. The record is from RefSeq and is a predicted model, not a curated record. Gene Ontology annotation, cellular component: nucleus. Bases 1 to 660 code for a protein of 219 amino acids.
AUGAAUGGCGAGGAGAGUGGGAAGGAAUGUUCGAUGCAGCAGAAAAGACUAAUGGGAGCUCUCAGAAGAAGGGAUUUUCUUAAGGAGGAGAUGGAAAAGAUCGGACAGGAUCUCCAAAAGCUAGAGGCCCACCGAAGGGUGUUGGUGGACAUACUAAGGAUUUGUGAUGGUAGGAUGGAGAUAGACGUCAACAGAUAUAGGCCUGUUUAUAAAAUAGAUCUCAGCCAUUCGAAAGGGUUGAUACACAUUCCCCAAGAAAAACACCAUCUAGUAAUAUACAAUCUUGGAAAGAUUCCGUCACCAAGCAUGAAGCCCUUCUAUAGCCAGAAGAAUGUCUAUCCUGUUGAUUAUAUGUGUAAAAGGGCUUAUUAUGGGAAACGAGACGAGCUUCUAGCAGGGAAAAGAGAGGUUCUGUAUACGUGUACAAUUAGAAAUGUUUGCAGCAAGCCUUUAUUUGAAAUAACUGAAGGGGAUCUGUGCAUAAGAGGGAAGGCAGGAGAGGUGUUCAAUGCAUUUAGAAGCCUAUUUCCUGAAGGAAUUGAGUUUACAAGCAUAAUCGAGUUUUUUGGGCUGAACAAUCUGCAUGUCAGGAAGCUGAUUAGUGAGCAAGAAGGAUUUGCAGAUCUUGGGAUUGGAGACAGAUGGGAAAGAAGGCCCUGA